AUGCAGCGUGUCAACAAAGGCAGCUUUCGUGUGCUGACCUACACAGGUGUCCAUACGUUCCCCCACGCGGGCCCCAAGAGCCCUGCAGAACGUACUGCAGAACUUCGUGUUGUUAACGACGUCUUUUGGAUUCGUCUUUGCACCAUGGGAGACCUCGGAUUUGCUGAAGCCUAUAUGUACGGCGACGUCGAGUGUGACGACUUGGUCUCUCUGUUCCACAUAUUCUUAGACAAUAGGGAUAACCUCUCCAACAUGAACUCUAAAGCAUCGUAUCUAUUCACCUUACCUCAAAAAAUUACAUCAUAUCGAUUCCUCAAUACCAUUAGCAACUCUCGUUCCAACAUAUCAGCGCACUAUGAUAUCUCGAACGACAUGUUUGCCGGCUUCCUAUCCGAGGACAUGACUUACUCAUGUGCCAUUUUUGAAGACCUUGAUGGUGACCUGAAGAGUGGUGCUGAUCAUCGGCUUUUUAGUGGUGCUGAAGGCCUUCAGCGGCUGAGCUCUGAGGAGCAAAUGCCCACGGAGAUCAUAAACGAUCGCCUUCUUAUGUCUGAGAACGAUCCGCUUUACCGUGCGCAGAUGCGUAAGCUCACUCACAUCAUCAAAAAAGCGAAAAUUAUGCCGGGUCAUAGAGUGCUCGAGAUUGGAAGUGGCUGGUGCUCCAUGGCGAUUCUCAUUGCUCAGACUAUACCUGAUACGACCGUUGAUACCUUGACGCUGUCGGUAGAGCAACAAACACUGGCACGUCAACGAAUCCAGGAAGUUGGUCUACAAGAUAGAAUCUCGGUCCAUCUGAUGGACUAUAGAAACAUGCCCGCAGAGUGGGAAGCAGCGUUUGACAGAUUCAUCAGCGUUGAGAUGAUAGAGGCCGUGGGAAAAGAGUUUUUGGUAACAUACUGGGAACAAGUCGAUUGGGCAUUGAAGAAGAAAGGAGCUGUUGGCGUUGUCCAGGUUAUAACAAUACCAGAAGCUCGAUUUGAACGUUAUAUGCGCGAAGUUGAUUUUAUACGCAAAUGGGUAAGUCAUUACCAGGGUGAAAGUUCCCCGCAGCUAAGCUCACGAACCGUUCAGAUUUUCCCCGGCGGGUUUUUGCCGACCCUGGUUCUUCUCUUUGAAACCCUGCAAACAGGUUCGAAUGGGAGCCUCAUCGUAGAUUCAGUCAGCAAUAUCGGACCUCAUUACGCACGAACGUUACGUGAAUGGCGGAAACGCUUUCUUCUGGCCUUUGAAAGCAAGAUUGUCCCUGCGUUACAGAGACAGUAUCCCGACGUCAUGUCCGGUCCCAAUGGCAGGUCUCAGAUUGAAGUCUUCAAACGAAAGUGGAUAUAUUAUUAUUGCUACUGCGAAGUAGGAUUUACCACCCGUACGCUAGGCGAUCAUAUAAUUUCCUUUACACGAGAAGGAUGCCAGGAGUAUGGGUGUGAUACAUACGAGUAGCUGAUGUAUAGUGAUUAAUUUGAUGAACACCAUUUAAGACGUUGCCAU
This is a messenger RNA of Desarmillaria tabescens, 1485 nucleotides long. Its product is annotated as CFS1-like protein. NCBI's taxonomy places the organism in Eukaryota, Fungi, Basidiomycota, Agaricomycetes, Agaricales, Physalacriaceae. Bases 1 to 1437 code for a protein of 478 amino acids. Gene Ontology annotation, biological process: lipid biosynthetic process. The record is from RefSeq and is a predicted model, not a curated record. The transcript has 8 exons.